This is a messenger RNA of Phytophthora infestans T30-4, 813 nucleotides long. Its product is annotated as tryptophan synthase, putative. The transcript has 4 exons. Gene Ontology annotation, molecular function: tryptophan synthase activity. The coding region runs from base 1 to 813 and encodes 270 amino acids. Gene Ontology annotation, biological process: L-tryptophan biosynthetic process. Lineage: Eukaryota; Oomycota; Peronosporomycetes; Peronosporales; Peronosporaceae. The record is from RefSeq and is a predicted model, not a curated record. Gene Ontology annotation, cellular component: cytosol.
AUGCGCAAAAUAUUGAAUAUUGAUUGGUUAAAACCUGAGGUUAUCGCCGAGCGGAAGGCCAACAACACUGCGGCUUUCAUCACCUUCGUGCCCUGCGGCUUCAAGACUAAGGCUGACACAGUGGACAUUCUUCUGGGACUGCAGCGCGGCGGCGCGAACAUCAUAGAGGUGGGCAUUCCGUACUCGGACCCACAGGCCGAUGGCCCGACCAUCCAGCGCGCACACCAGGUGGGCGUGGACCAGGGCAUCACGCUGCAUGACGUCCUGGCCACAGUGAGCGAGGCGCGAACUAAGGGCCUUACUACGCCUGUGGUGCUUAUGGGCUACUACAACAACAUUUUGCAGUACGGCGAAGUCAAAAUCUGCCCCGACGCCCAGAAAGCUGGGGUGGACGGAUUCAUUAUUGUGGACCUGCCGCCUGAGGAGGCAAAGACGCUCAGUGACGACGCAGCUAAGCACGGACUUGCGUACAUCCCGUUGGUGUCCCCAACGACGACGGAGGAGCGUAUGAAGCUCAUCGACUCGGUGGCACAUGGUUUUGUGUAUUGCGUGAGUCUCACCGGUGUCACGGGCGCUCGUAACGAGCUGCCUCCGAACCUCGACGCGUUCAUGGCCAAGAUUCGUGCCAACGUGAAGCACCCUCUCGCUCUUGGCUUCGGUCUGUCGACCCGCCAGCACUUCGUUCAAGCCAGCGCGCUUGCGGACGGCGUUGUGAUCGGCUCGAAGAUUGUCAAGAUCAUCGAGGACGCGCCUGACACAGCCACGCGUGCUGCCAAUGUGGAGGCAUUUGCCAAGAGCAUCGUGAACCCUUAG